Molecule: messenger RNA, 1040 nt
Organism: Hylaeus anthracinus
Lineage: Eukaryota; Metazoa; Arthropoda; Insecta; Hymenoptera; Colletidae
Gene: Uros1
Product: uroporphyrinogen-III synthase
Exons: 2
Coding region: 219-1040 (273 amino acids)
Biological process (GO): uroporphyrinogen III biosynthetic process
Molecular function (GO): uroporphyrinogen-III synthase activity
Source: RefSeq, a predicted model, not a curated record
AGUCCACGGUACGAAUUGCUGGUUUGGCGCGUUUUUCGUUCGUCGUUUUCUUUUCAAUUUAUAAACGAAUAGUGUCGUUAAUACGUGGAUUAAGUGUUUCGAAAUUUAAUCUGUAGAUGCUUUCGUUCUGUACACGCGUUUUGCUUGCAAUCUAAAGUUAAUUAUACGCUACUAUCGGUAUUUGAACGCGCGGCGAUAUAGAACUUUUAACGCGCAUCAUGACGAUUAAAUUUGCGAAUAUGGCACCGCGUUACGAAAGAGUGGUAUUAUGUCGCGGGUUGUCGGAAAAGAAUGAUUCGCAAGAGGCGUACGUAAAAACAUUGAAAACUGCCGGUUACGCGUGCAACUAUUUACCCACUUUACGUUUCGAGUUUGUGAAUUCACCGGAUCUGCGAGCAUGUCUCCUUUCGCCGUACUCCUAUCAUGGACUCAUCCUGACAAGUCGACGUGCAGCGGAGGCGAUUGUUCUUGCAUCCGAAGAGGACGACAGCAUUCUACCGCCCUGGAGCAAAUUGCCAGUAUAUUGUGUAGGGCCAGCAACCGAAUCUUUUGCCAAAAGUCACUUAAGUUCUGAGCACUGCUUCGGUAAAGAGGCUGGUAAUGCCAAAGAGCUAGCCGAACAAAUAGUUGCUUCUGUCACGAAAGGGUCAAAGCCUCUGCUAUACCCUUGCAGCGAAAUUGGUAGAGAAACAAUAGAAAAAACUCUUAAUGAAAAUGACAUACAAGUUAGCAAAAUAGUCGUUUACAGAACUUUACCUAGUGAAACCUUAGAACAAGAUUUGUUGAAAUUUAUAGAUAAUUUGCCUAGAAUAUUUGUUUUCUUUAGUCCUUCUACCGUGGAACAUAUAGUAGCUUUAUUGAAAAAAAAAUCGUAUGAUAUGAGUAUGAUAAAAGCAGUUGCUAUAGGACCUGUGACUAGGCAAGCUUUAUUCGAUGCUGGCUUAGAUAGCUUUGCUACAGCGAGCAAGCCUGAUCCGGUGUCUUUAUUGGAAGCUAUUAGCAAUGCUGAGAAAUAUGAAGUUAAUGAGACUGUUGUGUGA